This is a messenger RNA of Cucurbita moschata (crookneck pumpkin), 1826 nucleotides long. Its product is annotated as NAC domain-containing protein 69-like. NCBI's taxonomy places the organism in Eukaryota, Viridiplantae, Streptophyta, Magnoliopsida, Cucurbitales, Cucurbitaceae. The record is from RefSeq and is a predicted model, not a curated record. Gene Ontology annotation, molecular function: DNA binding. Gene Ontology annotation, biological process: regulation of DNA-templated transcription. The coding region runs from base 174 to 1652 and encodes 492 amino acids. The transcript is spliced from 6 exons.
UUUACGAAGUUGAAGACCUUCACUCUCACUGGCAGACUCCGAUUCAGAGUCAAUGGAAACCCCUCUACUUAAUUCCUUCCUCCUCCCCCAUUUCUCUUCGCUCCCCUGCUCCCUUCUUCUUCUUCUUCUUCCCAUAAACAUACGCCACGAAUCUUGUAGUGGUCGCAAACUAGAUGGCCGAUUGCAUCGUGCUUCCUUCUGGGUAUUUAUUGCCGGUCGGAUUCCGCUUCCAUCCGACGGAUGAGGAGCUAAUUAAUCACUACCUGAAGAACAAGAUGCUUGGAAGGGAAUCCCUCGUUGAUUACAUCCGUCAAGUUGAUAUCUGCAAGUAUGAGCCAUGGGAUCUUCCUUGCCUUUCAAACGACCAUACAAGUGAGCAGGAAUGGUUUUUCUUUGCUGCCCAAGAUUUGAAGUAUUCCAAUAGCCGUCGAUCCAAUAGGGCCACGAAAACCGGCUACUGGAAAUCCACGGGCAAGGACCGCAAAAUCUUGGAUCCGCGAACCAAGAAGUUGAUUGGUACCAAAAAAACUCUGGUCUUCUACCGUGGCCGGGUUUCAAAUGGAAUCAGGACCAAUUGGGUCAUACACGAGUAUCAACUUCAUUCCGAUCCCCAGUUUGCGCAUCUGAGGCCGUUUGUUAUUUGUCUCCUAAAGAAAAAGCUGGAUGAGAAUGAUGUUUUGGUAUGUGAUGAAGCUGAACAAAAUGGUCCUAUGAAUUUGACGUUCGAUAAUGAAGUCUCAGUGAACCAAAAUAAAGAGGUUUUGGGUUACGAUUUCUCCGAAUUGGAGUCCCUUUUGUUUUCUGACCGGGAACCCAUCUCAAUGGAUUUCCAAGCUAACAACAGCCACGUGACUCAGGUCAAUGAACCUAAUGAUGAGGCCAUUGAUAUUGAGGAGAUUUAUUUCCAUGAAGGGACACCAAAUAGUUCAAUCAGUGAUUUCAACUGGAAGGAAUAUCUCGAAAUGGUUGAAGAAGACCAGGGUGGUGCACUCAACGGUGACACUGGCAUGUAUGCAAUUUUAAAUAUGCAGGGUCGUUCUACUUCUCACAGUAUGUUCGAUGAACAUAGUUCAAGGGUACCAACUCAAACUACGCCGAUCCUUAAAGAAUCGCGUAGAAGCCCACUUACUUCAAAGAUUUUCAAGUAUGGAGGGGAAGAAGAUCUGUCCUCUGUCCGGCCUCGUGGAGAUGAACUUCAAACCAAUGGCAUUUCAUACCUCAGUGAUGACCCUGAUAGGGAAACAAUAACUUUAAGAUUUCAAGGCCAACCCAGAUCCGAUAAGGUUGUAAACCAUGCACAGGAUUCACAAAAUAUCCAAUGGAAGAGGAAAACUCAACUCCAAGUAGUAUCAUCCCCCGACAAGGCAAAAGCAGUCUCAAAGUGGAAGAAAGUUAAUGGAGCAGCUGCAACUUCAAAUAAAGACAUUGUUGUAGACCGAGAAAGUGAAGUUAAGAGUCUUGUAGCCCACCAGUCCAGUUCAACUGGACGUGGGUCUGUUGAGAGCCGAGGAAAGCGUUGUUCUAGUAUCCUGACUACAAAAUGCAUUCACCACAGAUCAAGCCCCGCAUCCGCCUAUGUUGCCAGAGUAUGUAUAGGCCUUAUUUUGUUCUUCGUAGUUGCAAGAGAUAUGCUGCUGGAUGGAAAUUGGUGAUAAAAUUUAGUACCCAUAUGGAUAUGAUGCAGGUAAUUAUGAUACUCAUAAUAGCAAGUUACUAUGUAUUACUGUAAUUAAGGAAGGUGUUUAACUAAGUUGAUAAUAAGUUAUUUGUUCUCGCGUGUUAGCUGUGGAAGCAAGUUAAUAAGCUAAGCCGGUUGUGUUAAAAGC